GACAGCUGUCAAUCUGUUAAUCACUUCAGUUUUUUUACUUUUUUGUUAUUUCAAACUGCAAAGAUUAAUAAUCAAUGUUUGAAUGUUUAUUAAUUUUCGUUUGAAAGAACUUACCCGAAGAGAAUAAUAAAAAUUUGAGGUUUACAUGUGCAAAAGAGGAGACAGUAAAAUUCAGUGCAAAUAUGAACCCCAUGACAAAUGUUAAAAAUGUUUUAAAACUCAGUGAGCGAGAAUUAACUGGUAAUUCUAAGACCUCAUGGCAUGAUCAAUACAAAGACAGUGCUUGGAUUUUCAUUGGUGGUAUGCCAUAUGAUUUAACAGAAGGUGAUAUAAUUUGUGUGUUUUCUCAGUAUGGUGAAAUAGUUAACAUUAAUUUAGUAAGAGAUAAAGCUACUGGCAAAUCUAGGGGAUUUGCUUUUAUUUGUUAUGAAGAUCAACGCUCAACUAUUUUAGCUGUGGAUAACUUAAAUGGAAUUAAGAUACUAGGCAGGACAAUUCGUGUUGAUCACUGCGAGCAGUAUCGAGCACCAAAUGCAGAUAUGUCAAAGAUUGAUGAAUUAACAGCAGCAGUGCGUACUGAAGGUUGUGCACCGGUUGCACCUAAGGUGGAGGUCUUAAAAGUGAAACAGGAGAAAGAGCAUAAAGAAAAUAAGAGGAAAAAUAAAGAGAAGAAGAGCAAAAAGAAGAAAAAGAAGAAAAGUAAAAAGACUGAAAGUGAUAGUAGUUCUAGUGAUUGAAAAGAUUUAAGUCAAUAAUAAUUGUAAUGAAAAAAGAUACAUUAAUAAUCCAAUUUUUUUUUAUUGCUUUGCAUGCAAAUCAAUUACUUUACCACUCACUAUUUUCAUUUUUCACGAUUCUCCGAAAUCCAUAGUACAAUCUGCGUCAGAUGUUAAAAUUAAAUCAACCCGAAUAAAUUCCGAUAGAGUCAAUGCACUCCAGGCUCGAAGCCAAUGAUUUGUUCUUGACCGCGAAAGUUAAGCUACAUGGUUACAAUCGAUAUUUCACUACCACACUGGUCGAAUUUUAGUUUCCGCUCACAUAAUAUUCUGGUUCAGAAAUACCUCUGUCCUGGGAAGAACCAGAAAAUGAGAGAAGCUGAGAGGCCAAUGUUAAGGUAUUUAUUUCUAUAAGUUUUUCUCUAACAAGUUCUCGGUCUUACGUUGUAUAUAGCUUUAAUGGAUCUUUUCUGCAAAACAAAAAUUGUUUCUAAAUCAGCUGUAUUUCCCCUCCGCAAAAUCCCAUGAGACAUUAUGCUAAGCUACUACUGCAUAAGCUCCUGAGCUUAGAUUGCUUGCUAGUUUAGAUAUAUGGGGGCCCCACUGAAGCUUUGCGUCGAGUGAUACCAAGAAAAACAGUGGAUUCAACAGGGUUAAGUUCUUCCCCAUUCAAUAACACAUUGGUAUUCAGAUUUUUAACAUUCGGCGUAGUAAAUUUGAUAGAUUUUGUUUUAUUGCCGUUUAACCCUUAACUUAGCAGAGUGAAUCAGUGGAUACACUGCUCAAAAAUAUUGUAGGAAAACUAAACAAAUUUUGACAUAGAUUUUCUUGUAAUAAGUUAGUCUAUGAACUAUGAUAUUUAGUAGGAUUUAUAGUUUUAUUGCUGGUAACACUGAACUGUUAGUAGCCCGCAAGAUGGCGGACCGUAAGCAGGCGUCUACGCACAAGCCGGUAAGUAUAUGUAUUUUGCUACUUUUUAAUGCGUUUUUGAUUAUUAUUUGAAGUGAAAGUAAAUGCAGUAAUGUUAAAUUAUCCCUGGAUAUAGUUUCUUGAUACCAAAAGAGCAAUGGCAGAAAAAUAGUUACAAAAAUUAUAGCGUCUAGAAAUAAGUUAUAUAUAAAAUGAGUUUUAUUAUUUUUCUAUCAUUUUUCAAAUAGAAAUAUAUUUUAAUUAAAGCCACAGAAAAAAACAAACAUUUUUGGGAAUAUCAAAUGACUUAAAUCAUUUUACUCUAUUCAAAUGUUGCCAUUUAGUAUAUUUAUACUAUUUUCGUAUACACUUUGUAAGACUACCAACACAACACAAAAUAUUUUUAUAUUAAGUUAUUAUUAGUAACAACUGUACUAUCAGUAGUAAUAAAAAUAAAAGUGAUAUGGCUGAGACUGAGAAUAAGAUGUAACAAUUCCAUUUAAUGUUAUGCCAACACUAGCUAAAAUAAAAUGUCACUAUUUUUUUUUACUGGCUUUACGGCUCUGGGUUCUAGCUCUUCUGAGAAUGUCACUAUGAUACAAAAGACCUGGAGCCAUGCUAGAAAUAUACAUUUAUAGUAUGCAAAUAUAUAAUAAAGAUACAAUAAUCUAAACACUCUCAAUUAUGUAUUAUGUAUUAAACGCGAUAAAAUUCGUAAAAGUAGUUUUAUUCAAGAGGGGUUUCUGCCAAUAAACUCAACAAUAAUGUACCCCUAAUAAAAAAAACCAGCUGCAGAGAGACCCAUUGACGCUAUACAAUAUGACCAAGUUGGUCAUAUGCCAGUAUUUGAAACUAAAGGCAGCUGCAAAAAUUGCACAAAAGGCCAAACCCGAAUUCAUUGUCAAAAAUGUAAAAUAAGACUUUGUUUGGUAGAAGAGCGCAACUGUUUUCAUGCAUAUCACACCAAAUAGUAUUCUAAAGCAAAUAAUUUGUAUUGUUUGAUUAUAUAACGUGAUCUUAUAAUUAUACGACUGUUAAUUUGAUAAUAAAAAUGAUAAACAAUUGUUGAUUAAUUACAAUAAUUAGAAUUUAUUUCUUGUUACAAUGUAAACCUGGCACUGUAUCUUUCAGGACACGUACUUUUUUAUAAUGUAAAUUGUUGCUUACCUGGCAGUGUGCACUGCAGGAUACGUUC
Parnassius mnemosyne (clouded apollo) is the source of this 2820-nucleotide messenger RNA. The record is from the annotation of a GenBank genome assembly. NCBI's taxonomy places the organism in Eukaryota, Metazoa, Arthropoda, Insecta, Lepidoptera, Papilionidae.